ACCCAGAACUCGCCUCAACCCCCUGCGCUAGUGACCGCUUGUGACCUCAUGCAGGUGUGAUGAAGUCGCUCAAGGCCAUGCUUGGGCUAAAGACACUUUGAUCUUCCCGAGGGGGUGAAAGGGCGAGGGGACAAGAGAGUGCGCGUCUCGCUUUUGCACUCAUAUAGUUAUCAUCCACCGGGGAGUCGGUACACCGGGGAGUCGGUACACCGGCUCGUCUAGACAACCAGGCGCCAUGGGUGCGUCAUCAACUAGUGACGGGUGAAGACGGGGCGGAGAGAGAUCCGUGAAGGAAGUGACGGAAAACGAGCGCCACAGAGAACGCGAGCCGGGAGUCCGUGGAGGCCAUGGCCCCUCGGCGCCUCCUGUUGGUUGGGGAGGGGAAUUUCUCCUUCGCCGCCGCUCUGAGCGAAACGCUGGAUCAGAGCACUCAACUUACCGCCACCUGCCUCCAGCGCCCGGCCGAGUUGGCUCGGGAUCCACUGGCCUGGGAGAAUCUGCAGCGCCUGCGCGAGCGAGGUAUCGAUGUACGUUUCGGUGUGGACUGCACCCAUCUGGCAGAUGUCUUUGAACUGCACGAGAGAGAAUUUGAUCAAAUUUAUUUCAACUUCCCGCAUUGUGGACGCAAAGCUGGCGUAGCCAAGAACAGGGAACUGCUUGCCAAAUUUUUCCAAAGCUGUGCAGACGUUCUUGCAGAGGAAGGAGAAGUCCACGUGGCAUUAUGUAGAGGACAAGGUGGAACUCCUGCGGAUAAGCCCCAGAGAGAAUGGCACAACAGUUGGCAAGUGGUUGCCAUGGCAGCCCUGGGGGGGCUCAUUUUAAGCGACGUGUAUCCAUUCAGCUGUAAGGCUGUGGCAGGGUACAAGUGCACUGGAUAUAGGAGUCAAGAUAAGUCCUUUCAUGUAGAAGGUGCUUUGAACCAUGUCUUCACCAGGAGCUUACCUUUCGAAGGUUCUCAACCCAGAAUCUUCAGGAUCAAACUGGGUAACCAGUGGUUUUCCUUUCCAGAACCAGAAGCACUUGUAGGAAAGUUGAACAGGGGUUUCCUGGAAGCACCUUCAUGUCAUCCUAUCAAAACCAUAAAUGAGAAACUCAUUGCUGAAUUAGGCAAAGUUUUCCCACUAAAAAGGCUGAAGUGUUCCUACCCUUUGCUGCCACAGGAAGGUACCAGUGUUCUUCCUUUCUGGAAUUGUGACUUUCUGUCAGCUGCUUUUUGGAUUAGUCUCCAUGAAGAUAACUCAAAUUCUGAGUCCCUGACUGGUGGGACAUCACAAGAUGUGGAAGACUUUCUAGUGUCAUUUUCAGAACUUAGCCUUCUCAAGAAUCCUGGAAGAGAUGGUAAAGAAGAAGCUUGUGAAGGAACCUGUGGCCAGGCCAAGAUCUGCCUUAGACCUUCUCUCCUAGUGCAUGUUCAGGAUGUCAUCGAAGUACCAGACUUCCUCUCAGGUUCUCUGCACAUCCUCAGUGGACCUGUCUUUCAGAAGUGCCACAUUUUGCCUUUCACAAUGCCAGCAUUUCAUGAAACUUUAUUUAUCCUUGGGUUUAAUCAAAAUCUGAAGGAUGGCUGUCUUCAAUCACUGCUGGAUCAUCUGAAGGGCAUUCUAGAUAGCCUGCUGACCCAGACAUUGCCGGAGAGCUCUAAGCUGAGCAGUUUAGUCAAAUUUGUCCUUCAGUCAAAUGGAAAGGAUUAUAUGAUUCGUGUGAAGACUCAUAAUUUUAGCCCAGAUUGUACUGAGGAUCUAAUUAUUGGGUCUGUUAUCACAUCUGCCACUAGUGUUAUACAUAAAGACCAGUGUUUUGUGUUUGUGUCUAUGAACUUGGACUUAUUAGCCAUGCUUGUCUGGUGUAUCUCUGACUGGAGAAUGUUGUGGACGUUUGAUAACCGUUUCCUGAAAAAUUUUGUCCCUGGCAAAAUAGAACCCUUUAAAAGUCAUUCUCUGUAUCCUCCAUGUUAUGUGCAUGAUGUUAGUUUUUGGAUAGAUCAGAAGAAAGGAUUUGAUGAACUAGAGUUUCACACUGUGGCCCGAGCAGUGUCUCAGGACGCUAUUAUAUCCAUACAGUUUCUUAGCCGUUUCCAGCAUCCAAAGACUCAACAGGUCAGUCUCUGCUAUAGAUUGACCUACCAGACCUGUGACAAGGCCCUCACCCAGCAGCAAGUAGCAUCAAUGCAGUCCCAGUUUAGGAAGGAGAUUCAACAACACCUAUAUGUUAUACCUCGGUAGUUUGGUAAAUCCUUUUCUGCAGUGUGAUCCUUCAUUGCGGGGGAUGUGGAGGAAAAUUACCAACUUGCAACCAGUAGUCCUUUCUGGAUUUUUGUUUUUGUAAAAUCUUUUACUUUGUGACCAUAGCUACUGU
Molecule: messenger RNA, 2355 nt
Organism: Pan troglodytes (chimpanzee)
Lineage: Eukaryota; Metazoa; Chordata; Mammalia; Primates; Hominidae
Gene: FDXACB1
Product: ferredoxin-fold anticodon binding domain containing 1
Exons: 5
Coding region: 348-2222 (624 amino acids)
Biological process (GO): rRNA base methylation
Cellular component (GO): cytoplasm
Molecular function (GO): rRNA (uridine-N3-)-methyltransferase activity
Source: RefSeq, a predicted model, not a curated record